AUGUUUGUUGUUGACUUGUUGAUUGGAUUUAAAGGAGUAGAAGCUAUCAAUACUGACAGAGAAGAAGAAUCAAAACAAUUUAUAGCAACAGCUCGUACUCGAUUCAACCUUACCUCAUUCAAAGAUAUCUAUGAGAAUAGUAUAUCUGAUCAUCAGGUGAUACUAGGCAACCAAGAUGACUAUCCUCAAUGGAUACAACAACGAAUCUAUUGUGCAGACAACAAUCGAGCUGAUAAAAGUGGUAUCACAACCGUAAUGGCAACAGAUGAUUACCCGUUACCAUCACUAGAGACACUCUACGACAUACCAUCAAUCGAGACAUUAUUAUUGAUGAAUCAAUUCGUUGUUGAUCUUGGCUCCAUCUCACGGUUACCUAAUCUCCAACAUCUUUCAGUCAGUGCAAACAAGUUGAAUCUUGGUCCUCAUCCAACACUCAAGAGACACUUCCACCACGAGAUACAUUCCUAUCAUUGA
Molecule: messenger RNA, 474 nt
Organism: Cavenderia fasciculata
Lineage: Eukaryota; Evosea; Eumycetozoa; Acytosteliales; Cavenderiaceae
Exons: 3
Coding region: 1-474 (157 amino acids)
Source: RefSeq, a predicted model, not a curated record